GUUUCCUUCCCCCCCCCCCCCAUCACUCCCCAAUGAAGCUGCGUUCGGUGCUGGUGGCUGCGCUCGUCGUCGCUGCGUUCGCCAUGUGCGCGGCAGAAACAGUCAGCAAGCCACGACCGCAACCUAUGCGGAAGGCGCCACCCAAGCCUGACGCUGCUGCGCCAGCCAACCCGGCCGACUUGCUGCCUGAGGGUGGCUUGGGCAAGAUCAACGAGCUGCAGCAAACCCUCGACAAGGCGCGCAAGCUCUCACGUCGUCAGACGCUCGAUGCCAUACGCAGCAAACUCAAGGACGGCAACGCAGACGCCGCGAAAGACGACCCAGACGCGCCAAAGCUCACCGACAAGCAGGAGCAGGAGCUGGAGGAGAUCCGAAAGACCAUUGAUGUCGAACGCCAUAGUGUGUUUGUCAAAAAAGUCCCAAAGAGUCUAACUCUCCCGGAGCUUGCAGAUCAGAUCUUCCAACACGGCAUCUCGGAAGUGUCGAUGAAUGUGGAAGGAAAGUCGUAUGCUCUUGAGGAUGUGCUGACUCAGGCACAAUUCGGUCGGCUGAUGAUGCUCCAAGAAGACCGGCUGAAAGUCGUUCAGCAAGAGGGUGGGCAGGAAGAGCACGGCACCGUUGACGUUUCCAAGCUUGCGACGGAAAAUCCCAAACUGCAUGCCCUCAAGACCCUAUCUGAGCAAAUCUGGCAGCUGAUUGUGCGUGCCGAGCAAGGCAAGGGCAAACUCGAAGGCUUUGUCCAUAACAUGCAAGGACAGCGCGAGACCGAGUUUGACAUCAACCUGACCUUGAGCGUUCGCAAUGGUGUUCACCCGUUGCGCUACGAAGUUAUUGCGCGAGAGAGCCCGUCCGAACAGGUCGUUCGUCUGGCUGACGCGUGGCUCCUCGAUAAGCAGGACAAGCGUGUCAAGCAUUUGGACUUUUCCAAGCUCAAGCACGAAGAGCUGUAACACGAUUGACCUUGCCCUGAUGCUUCAUCUUUCCUUGCACUGCUCCGACAAUCAAAACAACCAACCCGCUUCAAUGUUUCUUCUCGUCAACGACAGACCGUCCUGAUUGGAACGCUUUCUUCGUGGGAGCUUCGUCACCUACUUGUGGGCGUCGGCGCUGUCUUCUUGCUGGUGGGCAGUAUCGCCUUCUGCUGCACGGGUCGAAACGACCCUGUGCUGCCCCACAAGAAAUCGAAAACGAAAAGCAGCUGAAAACCCCCAAUCCCGCCAAAGUGCCAAGAGCAGCGACAAACCACAAACCCGAGCAGUGUGCGUGUGUGUGUGUGUGUGGUAUUGCGUUUUGCACAACGUGCUGCCUGUAUUUAGAGUACACGAUUCUUUUUCAGAUAAAC
Capsaspora owczarzaki ATCC 30864 is the source of this 1342-nucleotide messenger RNA. RefSeq lists its product as hypothetical. The transcript has 6 exons. The record is from RefSeq and is a predicted model, not a curated record. The coding region runs from base 33 to 950 and encodes 305 amino acids. Lineage: Eukaryota; Filasterea; Ministeriida; Capsasporidae.